Messenger RNA from Ciona intestinalis (vase tunicate), 1846 nucleotides. RefSeq lists its product as uncharacterized. Gene Ontology annotation, molecular function: protein binding; aspartic-type endopeptidase activity. Lineage: Eukaryota; Metazoa; Chordata; Ascidiacea; Phlebobranchia; Cionidae. Gene Ontology annotation, biological process: proteolysis. The record is from RefSeq and is a predicted model, not a curated record.
CUUAGUAAAUAGAACCAACUUCAAUUGCUAGGCGUGAAAAAGUAGGACAAGUAAGAAAUAUUAUCUGUUGUUUGUUUGAAAUAAAAGAACAAUAUCAUGAAGAAAAGACAAUCGGCUUCAAUACAACUACUUACUGGCCGAAGUCGCGACAGUAAACCCGAAAGCAUCGCGUUUAUAUAUGGGGAAUUGAAUCCGUUAUCAUUAAGUCCGGACGCCAUAAGGAAAAUAAGACCAGAAACUUGCCCACUGCAUGCUGUUGUUGUUGCAGUUGCAUUACAGCAUCCACCGUUUUCAUAUGAGCGGAAAGUUGAACUCAUUGACUAUGGAUUCGAAAACCAAGGUGAAGAUGUCGAUUUUGUCAACAAAAAGAAUGUGUUGGGUAUGACUGCACUACACACUGCAGUGUCCGUAAACGUGCAGGACAUGGAAAUUUGUAAACUACUGAUUGAAAGAGGAGCGGAUGUGAACGCUGUGAAUAAUUAUGAUUAUAAUACUCUGUUCAUGGCUAUCGGUUCUUGUUCUCCACUUAAAAUCAUCCGGAUGCUUUUAGACAAUGGUGCUGAUCCAAACAUGUUGGCAAAAACUGACGAAGGUAAAAGUUGGUACGUUGCCCAGUUGGCUCUUAUUAUGAGUAAUGAAGAUUACCUGAAGAUCUUAGUGAAGUACGGUGCUAAUCUAAAGCUUCCUGUACCCAACAGAAGAAGUGCGCCAAUCAACUUUGCACAAACAGAAAGCAUGAGACGAUUGCUUGAAAGAUUAAGUCGAAAAAUUGAUCGAAAAGAAGAAUUGGCGAAUGCCAAAUGUGCAUUGUGUUCGGCCACCAAUUUAGGAAGUGUCAACUUAAAACGCUGCGGAAGAUGUUAUGUGACUUUUUAUUGUUCCAGAGAGCAUCAAGAAAAACAUUGGGCACGAAACCACUGGAAAAACUGCCCUGGUUACAUAGUAGUUGGCCAUGCUAUGCGUGAAAAAGCUGGAAUGAAAGUAACAAAGAAGAUCGAUAGGAAGUAUCUUCCAUUGAAGCCGCCUUUAACAAUGAAGGAUGCGUGGGCAUGUCUGCAGACCAAACUACAAGAUAUGGCCGGAAAAUAUUUUGUCUAUAAAGCCCUUGCUCCACCUGAAGAUGAAAUUACUUUCAUACUUUAUACAAACGAUGAUCAAUCUAUACAAUCAUGGCACUACCCGGAAGAAAAAGGUUUCUUCGAUCUGUGUCGAAUGAUUCGCGAUAGUGGGAGCAGGGAAGCUUUCUUCUGGGCAACACCAGAUGAUCCACAUCAAGGAACUUGUAAAAUAUUUACCGGAAGAUUUGCGCCAGUUCAUGACAAUUGGUAGAUUACCUUUUUACAACAAAUAGCUUCUACAGCAUUUCUUUUAUAUAAUGUUGCCGACAAAGUUCCUUUUUUUUAAAUUUUGCAUUUCAGUUUUGUUACUGAUAAACUUCUUGUAUGUGGUCAGCUAUACAUUGGCUACAGAUUCAACAUGGGUGGUAGUUUAGUUUGCAAUGAUGUGAUAUAUGUUGGUUAAUUGCUUUACACUUGAACCUAUUCACUCACUUGACUUAAUAAUUCAUUUAAGGUUUAUGAAAUUACUGAAUACACCUAUGUGUAUUAUAGUUGCUUCGCCGUAAGCAAAUUUAAUGAAACAAAUGAUUUAUAAGCAUUGAAACUGUUGUUUGAAUGUGUUGAUACAAAUGCUGUUGCUGUACAUUUAAAAUCAUGUCAAAUUUUCAAUGUAUGCGACAACAAGAACUUUACAUAACAAAAAAUACAUUGAUUUUUAUAAAGUUCCUGUGUCAUAUUAUCUCCUUUUCAUUACAAAACAGCAGAUUCAAAACAUUCAUUUUCUUUAG